Messenger RNA from Malurus melanocephalus (red-backed fairy wren), 2392 nucleotides. Its product is annotated as serine/threonine-protein kinase Nek11-like. Gene Ontology annotation, molecular function: ATP binding; protein kinase activity. The transcript has 12 exons. The record is from RefSeq and is a predicted model, not a curated record. Gene Ontology annotation, biological process: protein phosphorylation. NCBI's taxonomy places the organism in Eukaryota, Metazoa, Chordata, Aves, Passeriformes, Maluridae. Bases 1 to 1356 code for a protein of 451 amino acids.
AUGAGGCUGAAUUUCCUUUUCUAUUCCAGAUGGAUACUUCACAGGGAUUUGAAAGCCAAGAAUAUAUUUUUGAAAGAUAAUCUUCUUAAAAUUGGAGACUUUGGAGUUUCUUGUCUUUUGAUGGGUUCAUGUGAUCUUGCAACUACUUUUACUGGGACACCAUAUUACAUGAGUCCAGAAGUACUGAAGCACCAGGGAUAUAACACAAAAUCUGACAUUUGGUCUCUGGGAUGCAUCUUGUAUGAGAUGUGUUGUAUGAAUCAUGCAUUUACUGGACAGAAUUUUUUGUCUGUUGUGUUAAAAAUUGUGGAGGGUGAAACACCUUCUCUUCCUGAUAGAUAUCCAAGCAAACUGAAUGCUGUGCUAUGCAGCAUGUUAAAUAAGAAUCCUUCAUUGAGACCAUCAGCAGCAGAGAUCCUAAAAUCCCCUUAUAUUGAAGAACAACUAAAGAAAAUGCAGUACAAGUUCACAAACAUGACUGUGAAAGACAAGGCACUUAACUGGCAGAAAGAAACUGCUCCCAWUUUUGGUGCUGUGCAGAAAAAAGUUCAUUUACAAACUCUGCAGGAGCUGUCUGAAGUACAGAARAUGACACCGCGGGAACGAAUGCGGCUGAGGAAGUUAAAUGCUGCAGACGAGAAAGAAAAGAAGUUGAAACAGCUGGCAGAAGAAAAAUAUCAAGMAAAUAUCAAAAGAAUGCAAGAAUUCAGGUCCCGUAAUUUUCAGCAGCUGAAUGUCAAUGUCAUACAUGAAUCUGAUGAGCAGACUUCAAAACACCUCAUKCAUUCUCAGCCCGUCCCUACAUGCAACUAUGCGUCCAUGGGAAAUGAGACAAGUGAACUCUGCACGUCUGAACUUACAGACCACGAGAUCCCUGAAGAYCCAGAAACUGCAGAAGAAUAUUAUAAAGAUGAGUUUGAAUCCUGUUCAGAAGACAGUGAAGAGGAGGAAGAUACAGAAUUGCCMCAGACUGUCUCUAAGACKAAUCACCAGGAUAGUGAUAUGGAGGCAAUGGUUAAGUAUUUGGAGAAUGUCCUGAAUAASAGCUCAUUGGGCUCGAGGACUGUCACCGGCGUGUCUCCAGGGGUGCCCCAGGGAUUCAGAGCUCUCAACAGUGCUAUGGCUGAGACCAAGCUGAAACACAUGAGGGAAUCUGCCAUUGGGAAGCUGGGAGUGGAGGCAUUUGAGGCUGUGUACAGCUGGCUCAAACAAGCAAGACUGCAGAAUGCCAGUGAGGAGGAGAUCAGGAGAGGUUUGGAGAAACUUGUUCCUAGAGCAAGUGACUGUUUUGAAGUGGAUCAGCUGCUGUACUUUGAGGAACAGCUGCAGGCUUCAGAGCCAUGUCUUCAGCUGUAACAGGGUGUCAGCAACAGCUGGAAAUGGCACAGAGGGGGAAGGUGCCUUCUUCAGGCUAGCAGCCAAGUACAGGGGUGUUUUGGAGGACACUGCUGAAGGUAUUGUAGUACAUAGGCAUGUGGAUAUGCUCCAUUUCAGAGUCCAGACUGCAGUGAGAAGUGGGUAAAUAUAGCAGGAAAAAGAACAAAUGUUUGUGACAGUGGAGGGGAACAUUCACUCUUAGCUGAGUCCCCUUUUUUUGCYACUUAAACCAUAAGGAAAGGUGUUCUGGGCCGUGGCUGGAUGCCAGUCCUGCACUCACAGCAUCACUGGCAGAGCUGCCUCUGAUGGAAUAUUGCAGGAUUAAACUGCAGCUGCUGUUGAUUUCUAUUCUAAUUGAUCUUUGUGAUAUUUAAGUCCCUAAAAUUUGUAAUUUGGCAGAUUUACCCUUAAACGUGUGUGUAUGCGUAUGGCCACUCAGCCUCUGAUUGCUUUGUUGUUUUUGAUUGUUCAAAAGGACUGCAUUUAACUGUGUAACUUUCAAAGAAACUGUGGAAAUACAUACAUAUGUGCAUAUUUAUAUACAUAUAUGCAUGCUGAAAUCCACAGAGAUAGCUGUGUAUGUUCAUAAUGGCAGAAGUAUAUCCGGUCAUCCACUAUAUGUACACAGUAUAAAGAGUUUUGGUUUAAAUAGAUUCUUCAGAAUUAGAACAUUAAACUGAUUUUCUUUCCUGGCUUGCACAUUGUUAUCAUUAAUGUUCUUUCUUGGUGUUCAUGCUCCCUUCUCCGUAUGCAUCCCACUCCUGCUGAUUUUAACAGUACAUCGUGCUCUGAUUAUAUACCUGAUGUUUUCCUUCCACUUCUUCCUUCUUUAUUCUGCAUUCUGAGCUCCUUCCUCCAUCUGUGUAAAAGACUAAAGGUUAACAAAGACAUACAAUUGGUAAAGGAAUUAAAAUGAAUUGUGGACCAAAUUAAUUUUAGGCAUUGAGCCAUUAUCAUAAUCCUUAUGUUUUCUGCUUUUCCACCACAACUCCUAAAUUACUUGGGGACUGUAUUA